Molecule: messenger RNA, 1436 nt
Organism: Zea mays
Lineage: Eukaryota; Viridiplantae; Streptophyta; Magnoliopsida; Poales; Poaceae
Exons: 5
Coding region: 320-1123 (267 amino acids)
Biological process (GO): endoplasmic reticulum to Golgi vesicle-mediated transport
Cellular component (GO): endoplasmic reticulum membrane; COPII-coated ER to Golgi transport vesicle; endoplasmic reticulum-Golgi intermediate compartment
Source: RefSeq, a predicted model, not a curated record
GGGCACACCGCCCCUGGUACGUUCCUUCUCUCUCCUUCCUGCUGUUUGCUGUCCGAAACAGAGCACCCCAGAGACACUAAUGUGAUCUAUUAGUAUUCGGAUCUGACCUAAUUUCAAGCGUAUACAUGUCGCACUGAUCUGAUCCAUCGGCCCCAGCUCCGACUCGGUUAGAUUCGGCUCUCCUUUCCCACUGAGGCGAGGUCGUUCUCAGUUGACGCCAUUGGAGUUGGGACUUGGGACGCAACACGCGGGUGGUGCAUUUCAUUUUGUUCGCCGAAUCGGGUUUGGGCUGAAUUCGGAUUGAGAUCCCAACGUUACCAUGGCAGCGAUGAAUACUGGUAUGGGAGGUUUAGGUGGCAGGCCGAUACAUCCACAAGCAAAUCCUUUUGGAACUGCCUUGCAGGGUGCUGGACCAGGAUUGAUCCGUACUGGGCUAGAAACAUAUGGCGGAAGGAUUUUAGAUUCAAGUUCUGAGUUUAUGCAGAGCAAUAUAACACAAUAUUUGUCCGACCCUCAGUACUACUUUCAAGUCAACAGCCAGUAUGUGAGGAACAAACUGAAGGUCAUCUUGUUCCCUUUCUUGCACAGGGGUCACUGGACAAGAAUAACUGAACCAGUAGGAGGAAGGCUAUCCUACAAACCUCCAGUCCAGGAUAUCAAUGCACCGGACUUGUACAUCCCUUUGAUGGCAUUUGGCACCUACAUUGUAGCUGCUGGGUAUGCCUUGGGUGUUCUUGGAAGGUUUACCCCUGAGGCACUGACCCUACAGUUUUCUAAAGGGAUACUUGGGUGGUUUCUGCAAGUCGUCCUCAUCAAAGGUCUGCUGUACUCCCUGGGAAGCGGCGAAGCUCCCUUGCUGGACAUCGUGGCGUAUGCUGGAUAUUGCUUCGCUGGCACUUCCCUUGCAAUGGUGGCCCGCAUCUUCUGGAGCUACCUGUAUUACUUCAUCAUGCCAUGGUUCUGCCUCUGCACGGGAGUCUUCCUUGUGAAGACCAUGAAGAGGGUUCUUCUGGGCGGGCCAAGGAGCUACGAGAGACACCCCGGCCGGAACCACUACUUCCUGAUCUUCUUGGCGGUCGUGCAAUUCCCCAUGCUGUUCUGGCUCGGCAACAUAUGUGGCUGACCUUUGAUCCUAUUGGUCGGGCCACAGACCUGUUUCUUCUUCUUCUUCAGAAUAGGCAUGUGCUACUUCUGGCUUGCUGAUGAAUCUUAGGUUUAUCGUGGAGAUGGUACAGAACUAUUAGCUAUAGAUAUCUGGGCAAUCGAAUUAUAAACUGUUUUUGUUUCUGUUAGCUAUAGAGGCGAAAAGUAAAAACGAUCGUUUGGGAUAGGAUAAAGAUGAACUGCUUCGUGUGUACCCUUUUGUGUCACGAGCGGCUAGCCACGACCCUGCAAUCUGACUUGUUUUUUAAUGAUCACUGCUACUUGAUCUUUCA